CAUGUGUGUGGGUUCACUCCACAUCGCCACCUCCGACAAAACCCAUUUUCUUUACUUUGGGUUGUGCUGGAAAGGUGACGCGAUUAUGGACGAACUUGCUGAAGCUCGAGUUGAAUUGGCACUGUUAGAAGAGCGAGAACGACAACUACCCGAACGCCUUCGCAGCGUCCGCUCUGCUCUCCAGGUGCAGAAAAAGAGGACCGACCAACUCGUUCAGCGCGCUAUAAACUGUCCUAUUAGCUGUCUUCCUGUUACGGCCCUUUAUCAAAUAAUCUAUCUGGCAGUCAAUGAUGGUGGUUGGUCGAUCUUUUCCC
This is a messenger RNA of Pisolithus orientalis, 314 nucleotides long. RefSeq lists its product as uncharacterized. The transcript is spliced from 2 exons. The annotation marks the transcript as partial. Lineage: Eukaryota; Fungi; Basidiomycota; Agaricomycetes; Boletales; Pisolithaceae. The record is from RefSeq and is a predicted model, not a curated record.